AAAUAUGCCCUUUCUCUUUAAGAACAAGUUGCCCGUUCAGUAGGUGGCGACAAUACAUCAAUAGGUGUAUUCUGCCAUAAAACUUUAAAGAAGAAGAACAAGUUGUUUGUCACGUGUGCUUAUGCAGUUUAGAAAGUUUGACAGCAGUUUUACAACGUCAGCUAACCGAGUGGUGUGUUUAGCUGUUUUCUGCUGCCGUUCAGUCGAAUGUAAUUAAGGUUCACCCCUUUACAAUAUUUGUACGUUUGGGAGAAUAUAGGGUUUCUUCCGGUAUAGCGAACUGCUUAAAAUCGAACAUGGAAGUUGUUCAGAAACUUCUGUCGGGAUUCAAUCUUGACCUGGGACCUUUGAAAGAACCUCUGGGAUUUAUUCGGAUUCUAGAAUGGGUGUUCACCAUCUUUGCCUUCGCCACCACGGGUGGUUACUCUGGGACGACCCACAUCAGUGUGAAAUGUGGGGAUGCGGUGCUAAGGGACAUAGACAUUGGGUUUGGAUACCCUUUCAGGUUGCCUAGCUACGGCCCUUUAAAGGUGCCCACGUGUAACGGGAACGCCACGAAUGAGAUUUACCUCCAGGGCGACUACUCUUCCUCGGCUGAGUUCUACGUCUGUGUCGGUGUCUUUGGCUUCCUGUACUGCACCGCCACCCUGGUCCUAUACCUGGGAUACCAGCAUGUGUACCGCGAGGGCCGCGGACCCACCUUUGACCUGUUGGUGACUGCUGCUUUUGCCUUCCUGUGGCUGGUGUCCUCCUCUGCCUGGGGGAAGGGCCUGACUGACGUGAAGUGGGCCACCAACCCAAACCACCUGGUUGAGACCUGUCAGCCCCUGUGCUCACCUGGAAACUUCCCCUCCAUGGGAAAACUCAAUGCCUCUGUGAUUUUCGGAUUUCUGAACCUCAUCCUGUGGACCGGUAACUGUUGGUUCAUCUUUAAGGAGACUCCCUUCCACAAGGACCCCAACCCACCAGCCACCAUGGAGGAGGGCGUAGUCCCCAGCUCUUAAUUGCAUAGAGCCCAAGCCAAUCGCCAAGGUGCUUUGGACCCACACUGUUUCUUGUUUAACCCUAUUAAGAAGGAAACUAAAACGUGAAGCAAAAUUGUGCUUUUUAAUCACCCUUACCACAGAGGCCCCUUUUCAAUGAUGGGCAUUAAGCUCAAGCUUCAGGGAAAGUAGUCGGGCUGUGUUUAUACAGACAGCCCAAUUCACACACACAAAAAAUCUCAUUAAUUGGUAUUUUGACCAAUCAGAUCAGCUCUGAAAAAGAUCUGAUGUGAUUGGCCUUUUGGCCAAAUAAAAAUAAAAGAAUUGGUGUGCCUGUGUAAACACAGCCUAAGUUGCCCAACUCUAACCCUCCAACACAGCUACCCCUGGAUGUUGUUUGUAUACUCUGCAUAGUCAGUUAAUGUGAAUGAUUUGCUAGCUGCAGUCAACACUACCCCAAUUUACAGGUGUAAACCCUGAAAACUGAGUGACCGCAACUGUUUAUAUUUCUUUUUUACUGUUUAUUUUUAAACAUUUUUAAAGAAGUGCCUUGAGUUAACUGUACAUAACAUCUAUUCAGUUACAGUGAACGUGGCUUGAGUUGAACACUUUGAAAGGAAUCUGGGUAUAUGUGAUUUUCAAAAUGUCUGAUUUUGGUUGCUUCCUCCAGAGCAGGUACCUUUCAAAUGCAUAGGCCAAGUACAAAAUGUCCCAACAGGGCUCACACACACUACUGUAGCUGAACUGUGAUUCAUAUCCUAGUAAUGCUGUGUUGACAUCACAGGUGGUGGUACCUUAAUUAGGGAGGACGGGCUCUUAGUAAUGGCUGGAACUGUAUCGAGCACAACAAACAUGGUUUCCACGUGUUUGAUUCCAUUCACUCCUUUUCCGGCGAUUUAUUAUCAGCCGCCUCCUCUCAGCAGCCUCCUGUGGUUGAAAGACACAUUGUCUGACCAUCAGUCCCCUCGUUUACCAUGAAUCUAAUAAACGAGAUGAAAUCCACUGCUCUGUUGCCGUUCAGGACUAAAUUUGGUCCUCUAAAUAAAAAGAAACAAUUUUAACUACUGUCAUUUCAAUAAUUCCAAUAUUCCACUACUACAUGUUUUGAAACAGACUUUGAUACAUGGACGUUGCAUUUCUGUCAUGUUCUGAAAGCCUACUGCUUUGGUGCACUAAACUCGUCAGUUGUUAGCUACUUGAUCCCAUAAUCGCUCCUGAUGUUCAAUGCGUUCCCCUUUUUUUUUUUUUUUUUGCCUUAGUUUUGUUAUUCCUAAUUAUUUUGUCACAUGCUUCAUAAACAACCGGUGUGGGCUAACCGUGAAAUGCUUACUUGUGGAUGAAUAUAUGAACAGUGCCUUGGUUAUUUAUACCAACUAUAGCAGUAACACAAACUAAUAUUGACUACAUUCAAUUUGAGGACACAUUCCUAGUAACUGCUGUCAAUAUUUUAGUUAUUCAAACUGUCAGUGCCUAUAUUUCACCGCAAUGCUGGUUGGUGUAUUGUUUACUCAAUGAAGCCUAACUUUUUAAAGUCUUAGGUAAAGUUGUGACAUUGAAACAAUUAAAACACUAAGUUCCCUCAGUAUUUGACUUCUCAAAAUGUUUGAACUAGAGCUGGGACGAUAAACCGGAAAAUGAUCGACACCGACCUCUUAUUGCAGGCAUUUUGCUGAUAACAUUCAUUACGAUAAGUAGCCUAUACUAGAGAAAUGUAAAGUUUGAAAUGAAAUAAGUUUGCCAAUAUGGGUGAUUUGUUAUAGCUGUCAAUUGACCCAUAAACAAGCUUAGUAGUAGUUUAAAGGGUAAUUUUUAAACUUGUUAUAAAAUUAUAGUUCUAUUUAUUAUUUCAUCAAUUCAGGCAGUUUAUUGCGAUAUGGAUUUUUGUCUGAUGCUCAGCUCUAGUUUGAGCAGCAAAGGGCAACUUUUGAAUGUCAUAUUUUUAUUUUUUAACUACAUUAAUUGGUAAAUUUACGAUAAGCUUCUGUGUGUUUAGAAAAUAUCUAGAACUUGUGCAACUUCUCUCCCUGAGUAAGUUUUAUGCCUUCAUGGUUGUAAUUGAGUUUUUUCUGUUUUGUCACACCACUGGGCAAGCUACAGAUUAUCAUGGAAGAGAUGCCAUGUAACACACAUGGCAACAUGUAGGUGCCAAAAUUAAUCAAUCCUUUGGUAUUUCUUGAAUCUUGUUGCUUGUUUUUUGUUUUCUCACUCAUUUACAUUUUUAAUUUAGCCAAUGAUUGCAUUUGAUGGGUGUGGAGUUGACCUACGUCUGUCCCGCUCCUAUGAAGUGAAUGGAACUUAUUGAUUUAGUCUUUUUUGUUGUUGCUUUGCACUAAUUAUUUUGUAAUUAAUGUGAUUUUGACAUCCUGUUCCUUAUGAGUGUUGGGAUUUGAGGGAUAUGCAGGUGUUGCCAUCCACACAGUUGGUUGUACAGCCUUGGCCUCUGUAGUGAUUUACAAAGGGAAGGCUUGAGGCAGUCAUGAAAGUACACUGAUCUUUUAGAUUAUUUGUGCCAUUUUUAAUUUGAAUAGAAAUAAUCUAGCUAUUUAGGAUAUAAAUCAGGCUUGUAGGCCUUUAUCUGAGGGGAUUUCUAAAAUGUGACUUGUUUGUACAAAAUAAACACGUCUAUACAUCCUCAGUAUUGACAAUGCAUUAAAGGAUGAGAGCUGCAACAACUGCUGUACAGAUGUUUGUUCACUCUGCUGACUAAUGUUACCAGUUAAUUAAGACUACAGUUUAUGUUGUAGCCACAAGAUGGUACUAUUGUAUUUCAUAUAACUAAGGCUGCAAAGUAAUUGUAACAAUGCUUUUUGGGGGGGGGGCACAAGGUGGUAGUACUGUUUCCUGCAUAUGACUAGAAGGCACAAUGCCAUGCUCAGUCCCAACCAUAAACCCUUUUGUAUGUACAUACACAACUUCUUACUUAGUUUAUAAGUGUAUGAGGUAGGUUGACCAGCAAAAUAAAGUUCUGAACCGGUUGGAACCAGAAA
This is a messenger RNA of Salmo salar (Atlantic salmon), 3970 nucleotides long. Its product is annotated as synaptophysin-like protein 1. Lineage: Eukaryota; Metazoa; Chordata; Actinopteri; Salmoniformes; Salmonidae. The record is from RefSeq and is a predicted model, not a curated record. Gene Ontology annotation, cellular component: synaptic vesicle; synaptic vesicle membrane.